Sipha flava (yellow sugarcane aphid) is the source of this 793-nucleotide messenger RNA. Its product is annotated as carboxypeptidase B-like. The coding region runs from base 16 to 780 and encodes 254 amino acids. The transcript is spliced from 4 exons. Gene Ontology annotation, biological process: proteolysis. NCBI's taxonomy places the organism in Eukaryota, Metazoa, Arthropoda, Insecta, Hemiptera, Aphididae. Gene Ontology annotation, molecular function: metallocarboxypeptidase activity; zinc ion binding. The record is from RefSeq and is a predicted model, not a curated record.
AUUACUAUAUCUUCAAUGAUUUAUAUUACAAAUGAACUGAUAUAUAAUAGGCAAUUAUUACCAAAUUUUAUGAAGGAUAUUAAUUUUGUAUUAAUGCCAAUUUUAAAUCCAGAUGGAUAUACUUAUUCACAAGAAAAAGAUAGAUUGUGGAGGAAAAAUCGUGUCAAAACUUCAAAGAAAGAAUGCAUAGGAAUUGAUUUAAACCGAAAUUGGAAUUAUGAUUGGAAUAAUACAAAUUCUGAUAAAGAUUGUUGUUCAGAUAGCUACAGAGGUAGUGCACCUAAUUCUGAGUUAGAAAUAAAAGCAAUUAUUCAGUAUUUCAAGAAAAAUUUAACAAGAAUAAAGGGAUAUAUAACUUUUCAUUCAUAUGGACAAAUUAUCAUGUAUCCUUGGGGAUACACCAAAGAAAAUUUAAAAGAUUAUAAUGAACUGCAUGACAUAGCUACAUCCAUGUCAUUAAAAAUAUUUGAAAAAACUUCAAACAUAUAUACAAAAGGUUCAGCAAGUUCAACAAUGUAUCAAGCAUCAGGUACAUCAAUUGAUUGGAUGAGAGGUAAAGCAAAUAUAAAAUAUGUAUUUGCAUUGGAAUUACGGGAUGGUGGUGAAAAUGGUUUUGAAUUAUCUACAAGUGAAAUAAUACCAACUGGUCAAGAAGCAUUCUGUGCUAUUAGUGUAUUAGCUAAACACAUUGUGUUAAAAUAUCAAUCAGGAAGUACAUUCUGCAGGCCUGUGUAUUCUAUUUUGUACACCAUAUUAUUUAUAAUUUAUACAUACACAUAACUUAAAAUAUAAA